AUGGAAUCAAAGCACCUGAACUGCUUGAAAGAUACUCAUAGUGCAAGUACAAAUUGUGGACCAGUUGGUGGUGAUGUAGCAGCAGCAAUUUCCCGUGAAGUUGGUAAACGCAGCAAUAUUGCUAUUGCAGUUAGAAGUACUGGCAAUAUUAAACCAAAAUUGUUAAAUUCACUAAUAUUAUUACAAAUUAAUAAACGUGCAUUUUCAUUUAAAACAGAAAUUAAUAUAACAUCUAAUGAUAUAUUAACUUUAGCUGUUGCAUCAGCACAAACCUUACUAGGUGUCAUACCUGGUGUUGGACCAUUUCUAGCAUUAGGUUUUACUGUUAUAUGGUCAUUAAUGGGUCCCAAAUUUGAAGAAGAGGAAGUUUCGUUAGAAACUCAAGUUCAAGGUUAUGUACAAGAAGCAAUUGCACUUUCAAAAACUAAAAUAUAUGAAGGUAAAUUAAUACAAGUUCACGAAAAUUUAGAUUUUUAUAAUCGUUCAGCAAUGGAUUGGUUUAACGAUAAUUCGAGUACAACAAAACGGGAUAUUGUACGUAUGCGGUUUAGUACUGCUUAUGAUAAAGUAACAGGAAUUGUUAAUAUUGGUGGUGCACAAGACUAUUUAUAUGCUAUAAUUAGUUCAACAACACUUGCACAUCAAUUUAUUAUAACAUUAUUAAAAGACGUGACAC
Didymodactylos carnosus is the source of this 676-nucleotide messenger RNA. Lineage: Eukaryota; Metazoa; Rotifera; Eurotatoria; Philodinida; Philodinidae. The record is from the annotation of a GenBank genome assembly.